Striga asiatica is the source of this 1077-nucleotide messenger RNA. The record is from the annotation of a GenBank genome assembly. NCBI's taxonomy places the organism in Eukaryota, Viridiplantae, Streptophyta, Magnoliopsida, Lamiales, Orobanchaceae.
AUGGUAAAGAAUUUGGAAAGGAGAGAUUGGGAUGAUGAGAGGCAGCCUAGUUGCAUUUGGGGAUUAGUCCAUGCACUUGACUACCACAAUUGGCACCCUAAUAUGAGGAAGAAGAUAAAGCAGCGCAUAUACCAACACCCAACCAAUGUCAAAUCCAUCUCGAGUCCCCAGCUGAAAACCUAUUACCCGGAUAAUGAUGAAGCACACAAGCUUCUUUCUGAAAAUGAGAGUCCCUACAUUGCACGCAUAAGAGCAUUAAUGGCUGACGAGACGUACAGAGAAAAUAAAGAAAGACGAAGCAACAAGGGCUCAUCUCCAAAACCAAAUUUACAAAGAACAUACUCCGUACACCACCUCCAAUCUCUGGAUGAUCACUGGAAAGCCAGUCAACCAUUUGACCACACGACUCGAGAGGUCUUGGACAUUUUCAAAGUGGAUAAAGAGCUGUUCAGGAAACAUCUACAAAAAAACGACAAAGAAAAGUUGACGAAAUCACAUUCUUUCCCGAGAAGAAAGCUCAAGCCCGCCAAUCUCGAAAAUAAACAGAGAGAAAAUUGGGUGAACAAAUUUCAAAAUGUUAAUGAUGAAGAAAAGUGUGCUUGCGUAGAUGGGUCAUUAGUCGUUAAAUAUACUCAUCUGUUGAAUGUCUCCAAGAGCUUGAAAUUGAGGAGCGAAUACACAAGUGAGCCUACACAGUUGAGAAGGAUACAAUCUCUAUCCAACCUUGAUUUUUAUUAUCCUAGUCAAGAUUCGGAUAGCAUACUCUCCACUGUAAACAAUGAUCAUAUAUUAUACCGUUUGGAAGAGAAAAAUGAGAAAUGUAAUAAUUCCUUAUGUUCAGAUGAAAAACUUGACAGGUCUGAGAACGAGAUGACGUGGCAGUCUGUGGAAGAUGGCAGGGCUGAGAAGAAGUUGGUGGAUUUUGAUGUUUUCGUGGAGCUCUAUGAUGUGUGCAAGUUGGUUGAUUUGGAGGCUGACAAGAGAUGGAUGAACCUCCAGCUGGACAUGGAGAGUAUUGCACUUGAGCUUGAGGGCAUCAAAUUUACUCAGCUUCUACAGGAGAUCAUUUAUUUCUGA